AUGGGAGAGCCACGAGAAAAUACGGAAGAGGAGGCUGAGAAAGCGGAGAAAGAAGAACCUAUGGAACCAAAAGAACAGGAAGAACUGUUGCUUCAAAUAAUGAAGCAAAGUGAGUACGACAUGGCUCUUGAAUUACAAGAAACCACCUCCAGAAAUGAAGAGGCUACGGCUAUGGUAGCCAAGGUGAUGCUGAAGAAUGGGUAUGAAAUGGGCAAAGGGUUAGGUGCUACAUUACAGGGGAUUGUCGAACCUAUACCAGCUAUCCAAAAGGUUGGUCGUUGUGGUUUAGGUUAUGAGGAAGACGCCCUCGUGGAUGGAUGA
Molecule: messenger RNA, 321 nt
Organism: Hevea brasiliensis (rubber tree)
Lineage: Eukaryota; Viridiplantae; Streptophyta; Magnoliopsida; Malpighiales; Euphorbiaceae
Exons: 2
Coding region: 1-321 (106 amino acids)
Molecular function (GO): nucleic acid binding
Source: RefSeq, a predicted model, not a curated record